GCGGCUAGAGUCGGAGCCCCAGCUACGCUGCACAGACAACAUAUCUGGUUCCUUGACAAGGCCACAGCCUCCUCCUGAAGAUGUGCUCCACAAACCCAGGCAAUUGGGUCACCUUUGAUGACGACCCUGCUUUUCAGUCUUCUCCAAAGUCCAAGAAUUUCCCUCUGGAGAAUCAAAGUGUCUGUAGACCAAAUGGACUUAAACUGAACCUGCCUGGUCUCAGAGAAUUUCCCAGUGGGCCUUCCUCCACCAGCAGUACCCCGCUGUCUUCUCCCAUUGUUGAUUUUUACUUUAGUCCGGGACCUCCAAGUAAUUCUCCCCUUUCUACACCAACCAAAGACUUCCCAGGUUUUCCCAGCAUCCCUAAAUCAGGGGUUCAUGUCCUUUAUCCCAUUCCAGAAUCUUCUCCAAACUGUCCACUUGUGCCAGCAGGAACAGGUUCCUCCUUAUUGUCUACUAAGUCCACCUGUGUCUCCCAGGCUUUCGUACCUAAGGACCCCUCAUGUACACCUCCAGCUCCCAGAGUGGGUCUCUCAGAUGAAACGAGUCCUCAGCAGGCUGAAGGUGGAGGUCUGCAAAGUGAUGCUCCCCAGUUUCAGUAUUUUCAGGAGGACUGCGCUUUUUCAAGUCCAUUUUGGAAAGAUGAAGGCAGCACUUCUCAGUUCACCUUUGACCCCUUGGGAAGCAGAAAGACUUUCUCAUCAAGAGACAGGGAGAUGCCUAUGGAUCAAAAAAGCCUAAAUAAAUGUUCCCUUGACUACAUCUGUGAGAAGCUUGAACACUUCCAGUCAGCCGAGCACCAAGACCCUCUUGGAAAUUUGUCUGCGCAGUGUCCCUAUGCCGAAGACUCUAUCUCUUCCUUUGUCCCCCAUACGCUUUUCAGGAGUCAGCCCAAAGCCGGAUGGUCCUUCAUGCUGAGAAUCCCUGAAAAGAAGAACAUGAUGUCUUCCCGGCAAUGGGGCCCAAUUUUUCUGAAAGUCUUACCCGGAGGAAUUUUGCAAAUGUAUUAUGAGAAGGGCUUGGAGAAGCCAUUCAAAGAGUUCCAGCUUGACCCACAUUGCAGACUUUCUGAACCCAAAGUUGAGAACUUUAGUGUGGCGGGGAAAAUCCAUACUGUGAAGAUUGAACAUGUGUCUUACACAGAAAAAAGGAAAUACCAUUCUAAGACAGAAGUCGUUCAUGAACCAGACGUAGAGCAGAUGUUGAAGUUGGGGUCCACAGAGUACCGGGACUUCCUGGACUUUCUGACUACUGUGGAGGAGGAGCUGCUGAAGCUGCCAGUCGUUCCCAAACCAAAGAAGAACUAUGAGGAGCAAGAAAUUUCCCUGGAAAUUGUGGACAACUUUUGGGGUAAAGUCACAAAAGAGGAUGGGAAAUUGGUUGAAAGUGCUGUCAUAACUCAAAUCCAUUGCCUCUGCUUUGUGAAUGGGAACGUGGAGUGCUUUUUAACCUUGAAUGACCUUGGACUGCAAAAGCAAGAUGAAUGCUGUUUUGAAAAAGAUCCAGAAAAGAAGUGGAUCGAGAUUCUUGACUACCAUUUUCAUAAGUGUGUGAAAGGACAAGAAUAUCAGCAGUCAAGAAUCGUUAAGUUUGUCCCUCUUGAUGCCUGCCGGUUUGAGCUGAUGCGUUUUAAGACUUUGUAUGAUGGGGACGAGCUUCCCUUUUCUGUGAAGUCCAUCGUGGUUGUCCAAGGCGCCUACGUGGAACUUCAGGCCUUUGUCAACAUGGCCCCGUUGGCUCAGAGGCCAUCCCACUCUACUUCCUUGAGGUGCUGUGACAAUAUAAUGAUACACUUUCCUGUCCCGUCUCAGUGGAUCAAGGCUCUCUGGACCAUGAACCUCCAGAGGCAGAAGUCCCUGAAAGCCAAAAUGAACCGCAGGGCCUGUCUGGGGAGUUUACAUGAACCUGAAUCUGAACCUGUCAUUCAGGUCACUGUGGGGUCAGCCAAAUAUGAGAGUGCCUACCGGGCUGUGGUGUGGAAGAUAGAUCGGCUUCCUGAUAAAAAUUCAAGUAAAUAUUCAACACCUAAGUUGAUUUUCUUAGGAAAUAACAUAAAUGUUUUUUCCCUUCUCCUUGGGUUGCAACCAGGCAGAGACAGAUGGUAACUUGUCAGCUGAGGC
Molecule: messenger RNA, 2120 nt
Organism: Marmota monax (woodchuck)
Lineage: Eukaryota; Metazoa; Chordata; Mammalia; Rodentia; Sciuridae
Product: stonin-1-like
Exons: 1
Coding region: 81-2105 (674 amino acids)
Biological process (GO): synaptic vesicle endocytosis; regulation of endocytosis; clathrin-dependent endocytosis
Cellular component (GO): AP-2 adaptor complex; synaptic vesicle
Molecular function (GO): clathrin-cargo adaptor activity
Source: RefSeq, a predicted model, not a curated record